AUGUCGAUCACCUCGAUGGUAUCCUCUGUUUUCAUUUCACUCAUAGUUGCUGCAGCAUACAUGGCAGCUCAAGCCACUGCCGUAUCGCCACUACCAGCACAAGGUGCUGCAGAAGACCCCGUUCUGGAGUUCUACAUGCACGACAUUCUCGGCGGAAGCAGCCCCACAGCCAGGCCGAUCACCGGCUUGCUGGGGAACAUCUACAGUGGUCAGGUGCCCUUCGCUAGGCCAGUUGGGUUCGUUCCUCCCAAAGGCGGAGUAGCCAUCCCAAACGCCAACGGUGCCCUCCCGACUGUCAACAUCAACGGCAUCCCUCUGGGGACGGGCCUGGCUGGAACCCGGUAUGCUGGAGGGCAAGCAAAUGGUCAGAACCAGAACAAUGUUAAUCAGAUACAGACGCAGCUGGGACCAGAUGGGUUGGGACUCGGGUUCGGGACGAUCACUGUCAUCGAUGAUAUUCUCACUUCCACCCCUGACUUUGGGUCACAGCAGCUUGGCAAGGCUCAGGGUGUUUAUGUGGCAAGCUCUGCAGAUGGCAGCACCCAGAUGAUGUCGUUUACCGCCAUGUUCGAAGGUGGGGAGUUUGGUGACACCCUCAACUUCUAUGGUGUGUACAAGAUUGGCAGCCCCAUGUCGUACUUGUCGGUCACCGGUGGAACGGGGAAGUUCAAGCACGCCAUCGGGAGUGCCAAUGUGAGAGGGCUCAUACCUUCUGGACAACAUGUCACAGAUGGUGCUGAGACAUUGCUGCGGGUCACUGUUCAUCUCAAGUACUAA
This is a messenger RNA of Linum tenue, 777 nucleotides long. Lineage: Eukaryota; Viridiplantae; Streptophyta; Magnoliopsida; Malpighiales; Linaceae. The record is from the annotation of a GenBank genome assembly.